AUGGCCACUUACGAAAAUUGGUCAGGUCGACGGAAAGGUAAACAUGGUGGAGAAUUAUAUAGGUUAGACACUAAAAAUAAAACACCAGAGGAAAAUAUCAAAGAAAUCUUACAAGGCUUAUACAUAAAGAAAUCAUUCCAUAAUGAUACUUCACCUACUAAUAAAAAUUUACCUACAGAAUUGAGGACAGGGUUUCGGAAUGUGCAAAAAAACAGUUCUGAUUCUUAUAGACUUUCCUGUUUAAAUGCUUUAGUGAUUCUUCUAUCUAAAGAAGAUAGAAAUAAUUUAGGAUUUACUAGUGAUGAACUUAUGACUUGUAUCCGCAUAAGUCUUGUAGAUGAGUCUAUGGUUAUCAGAGCUGCAGCCCUGAGAGUUCUCCGUUAUUUAAUAAAAACUGAGAGUGAUGUUUCCUCAUUCAACAUAUUGAAAUUGCCACAUAUUGUGACAAGGUCUAUGGACUUAAUGUUAAGGAAUGAGGAAGAAAGAGCUCAGGCGCUGCGAGUAGUUCGAAGGGUGAUUGCUGUAGUGGGUGCAAUUGAGCAACCAUUAAAGUGUCAUAGGGCAGCCUUUAUUGAUCAAGGUUUUCUUCGAUGUCUAACGGCAGUCGCUCGUGCAGGUAGUGCUGGUGAUGGAACUGGUGACAGACUCUCCAGACCUGCUAUUGCCACUUUAGCAGAAAUUUGUGUAUUAAAUCCUGACUUGUUCAUCUCAUGUGGUGGUGUUAACGCAGUGACCCGACAGUUAGCAGAAUGUGCCACCCCACGUAUGGCUGAAGCAUUGUGUGGAGUUUUACUGCACACUUUGAAUGAACCGAGUUCACGUCGGGCCGCAAGAAUCGAUUUGACAUGUCUCAAUUCACCAUAUUGUGAUUUCCAUUUUCGCCCAGCUGGCACCGAUACAAACAGAGACGAACGCGAGAUGCGGUUCACGUGCAGCAGACUCGCGCUACUGUGUGUCCUGCGCAGUUGGCCGGGCUUGCUCCACUUCUGCCACCCGUGCAGCAAAGGCGGCUUGCGAGCUUUGGUUGCUGCACUUUAUUUGCCGCGGCUAGAAGUCCGAAAAGCCAUAUUGGAUUUGCUGUAUGAAUUAGUUGGAUUACCACAACCUGAGUGGACGGAUGAGAUUUCCGUCGCUUUGGACGCCGUGGAUCCGUCUGAUUUCCAGGACUCAUGGCGAUUGAACGAAGGCUUUGUGGCAGCAGAAGGCACUUCCAUUCUACCUCACCUAAGCGUGACCGGGCCUGAUAUUAUUGAAAUUCACCUUGCCCUGUUACUUCAGUGUUUCCUAGAGGCUGGAUUGCUGGACGGAUUGGCUGAAGUGAUCGUGACAAGUGAUACAUUUAUAUCGGUUCGUGCCACUGUAUUAUUAGGUCAACUAUUGCAUUUAAUACACUUGUUUCUACCUCCUCAAAUUUGUAAUAUAUCGCCCACGUUGCCCUCGCUGAUGUCCCAAGCAUCUGCAGGAAAACCUCAGGCUCUAGCGGCUGUCGCAGCUCUGCGAAGACUGCAUUCUAUGCUAGAGGCCCGUCCAGCCAGCAACAGUUUGUUCCUAGACCACAUCAUACAAUAUUGUAGUGGUGCAUUUAGACUUAAAAUAGAGGAUACGACGAAAAGCAGGAAGGAGAAGGACAAUGCCAGCAUGGCAAAACCAUACCACGAGCUUCUAGUGCAUAAAGAAAGCAGUGCCGAGUUCCUAAACGAGUCCGACAACGAGAACGAACCAAAGCAAAGGCAUAGCGUGGGUUCACGUGCCGAUGUUGGAAACAGGAAUGUUAGUGCGUUAGUAAAGAGCAAAAGUGUCAGUUCUCGAACUGGUUCCGCCGUGAGUAAAGUGUCAAAGUCGGCAAAGUUCUUCAGUCUGUUCGAACGCGACAGCGAUAGUUGGAUCCGAUCGACUUUAGUUAUGCAAAGUAAGGAUGGAAAUACUUGGGAUUGGGAAAUCAUACGAACGAUAUUAAAGGAAUCAGAUGGGUCGCCUUUAUUAAAUUUGAAUGAUAGUGGGCAUAAAGCUUGGGCGAGUCGCAUCAUUAGCUACCUGAAACCUUCUUCUAAUAAGUACUCCCAUACAGACCUUUCGACUACUUGUAAUGGGCAUACUGCUACGAGGGCUGGUUGCCAGUUAAUAAGGCAUUUGUUACUACAUAAUGAUACUGAUUCACAGAAAAUGUUAGAAGACUUAUUCAUGGAUGUAAGCCGUCAAAUCGAAGCUAUUGAAACAGGUCGAAAGGCUCACGAAUGUCUUUUUAGCCCACAACAUAUGUGCAACACGAUGUGCCAAAUGUAUUUCCUGUUCAUUGGACAACUAUGCCAUUCACAUGCUGGCUUGAAGUUGUUUAAUCAAACCGGUCUUUAUGAUAAUCUUCUGGAGUUAUCAACAAAGACUCACCACAGUUGUUAUGUAAAGCUGGUUAUAUCAAGUCUAGAUUACACGCUGAACUCAAGCCCACGUGAUAUUCUAUCUAAAACACUAACUUGCAACAUACAAGCAUCAAGACUCUAUGCAACUCAAUUUUUAAACGUUCUUUUACGAGCGUCCAGAAACUCUCGUGAACUGGUUCGAAAGAAAUCUAAACUUAAAAAGAAUUAUACUCAAGACCAAUGGAAGCAUUUUUGUAGAGAUGACGGCGACAGUGUCAACGAAGUGGAUAUGGACACGUGGAUACUGCAAAUGUUGGUUGGGCAAGUCAAAGAUGAAUCUAAAAAAGUCGUUAAAUGCGCUUUAUCAAUUUUGGAAGAAGCUUAUAGCGUGCCAGCAUUCCUAGAAAAACUAACGACAAUGAAGGACACGCUGGGUCUGAAUUGCCGACUAGAUAAGAACGCAGAGCCGUCAACGUUAGACUUUAGCGCUGUUGGUGAUAGAGGCUAUCUAUUGUGGUUGGGGCUUGAAGUUGCCGCAGCCGCUCAAACAAAUGAUACCAAAUCGAUAGCAUUCCUUAAGAAACAUUUGGAUUUCUGGACCAAAUCCUAUAAUUACCGGUACGUGCGAUUGGUGGAGGCGGGCGUACACGAUGCACUGACGCUGUGUGAAGGCGCGCGGAGGCCACGAGCUUCGCGCCGCUCCGCCCGCCCGCCGCCGCACUUGCUGACCGCACUCGCCGCGCUUGCCGCGCCCGCCUCCGCCUCAGCCUCCACUCCCGCCCCAGCCUCCGCGCCAGUCAGUGUGCACGCGCGCGCAUUACUCGCUGCCGCGCUUCCCGCACACUUUAAGAUAUUACAAGGAAAAAAGUGCGAAACAGAACAAGAGAUCAUGGACUUGAAAACGUCUCUCUGGACUGUUGGUAACACUGCGCUGACUAACCAGGGAUUACAGCAGCUGAUGAGCCUAAGCAACGGUUUCUUGGAAGAUUCCGUGCUCGUUAAUAUCGUGGGGCUAGCUAAAUACAGUCCAGUAUAUUCAGUGCGCGCCACGGCUUUCUACGUGUUAGGUCUUAUUGGCAGCACUUAUGAGGGAGCUAAUCUGCUGGCUGAUCUAGGUUGGUUGUGCGUGAGGCAUACUCGACAAGAUCAAUUUCCAAUAAUACCGGAUGAAACAUAUCCACCACUAUAUACUCCUACCAAAAACCUAAACUAUUACAUUACAUCCCCGGAACGACGUUAUAAUGCGUUCGAUAUGGACCUAAGCGAGCACUCUGAUCACACCGACCAAAGUACGGUUGAAAGCGUGCAUUCGGAGGUUACGAAACACGCAAACAAAAUGCUAGUUGACCAAGAUGUCGUGGACCAUAAAAUAAGUUAUGUUGAAAAUCGUCGUGAAGCUGAUAAGAGAAAAUCUCAUACAUUACCAACUCAGGGCUGUUCGAGCUCUCACGAUCGGCCCGUUUUGACUGAAUCGAGGACAGUGGAUAUAUUACGGGACUAUUCGAGCUACGACCGCCCUGGUCCGCAUCGGUUGCAUAUUGAGAAUAGACUACUAUUAGGCAGGAUGAAUUCGUUUGAUCAUGCCCACGAGGGUAGAGUUAGAAACACCAGUGAAUCAAGCACUAGUGGUGUGAGCAGUUGUGACUCUGUGCUUGGAAAAUACGCCAUUCCUGACAGAAUAUUGACACUUAGUCCUAUACCAAGUUCUUCAAGUUUGUACGGCAUGAAAGGCAGCAGUAGUUCUCAAAGGCCCAGGUUGCCUGAGUCACAACGCCGAACUUCCACUUCAAGUUUCUCAGCUUCUGAAGUGGCCAGUUCACCCCCUACACAGAUGGACAUGUCUGGUUAUGCUACGCUUAAGUCAAUAAACAAGCACAGAAGACCUCAUUUGUCAGAGAGUGCGGCCUCGGGAUCCAGCGAAAUGGACGAUUUGAAUUGGAUACUUUCAGACUCAAGUCGUCGCUCUAAAGCAUUCUCAUCUUUACGCGACAGAGCUAAGUCUACAAGGGAGAGGAUGACUAAGUUAAGCCUCUUGGAAUACGACUGGAAGCCGUUGCCGCUGUGGGAGGGUGCGCGGUCGUCGCCGCCUGCCGGGCGGGCGUCACAGUCCGUCACGUACUCCGCGCCCCCACCGCCCGCCGCCGGACACCUGCCCCACUCCGCACACACAUCGCAUCUACUGCACCCACCACCGUACAUUGGCAUUUGUUUGCCCAGGGACCUCAUGGAGUUGUUUCCGAGAGAGGAAGACGACAAAGAGGGUGGUGAAGCUAUUGAAAGCAGAAGUGCCCACUUUGUCCGGAGCCGAAUUAAUUUGUUUCCCGUCGAUUCGAGCAAUACCAGCACAGAAAACAAAUCAAGAACUACGCCCGAUCAUCAUGCUGUGUUAAAUAAAGAAUUCGCUGCCACAACACCAUCGACUUCGAUUACGCGAAUGUCAAGUGGAGCCAAUGUCACGACUGCAUCUAACAUUGUUACCGCAAACAGUAUCAGUGUCGUUGCCUCAGAAGAAACAAAUAAAAAUAUUCGACCUAAUGUUUGCAGUUCGAAGAUUGAUACUGGACAGAUAACCACAACUACAAACGACAACGGUUCUAUUAAAGGACCAACGGAUGUUAACGUCGUGACUUUCACAAAAAGUAUUGUCAGCAAUCUUCCAACAACAGCGAUUGUAAAUAGCAGUACCAAAGUCACAGCGACGGAUAGUACAUGUACAAAGGUAGUUAUGAUUUCACCUGAAAAUGCUGGUGCAAGAGCGACCGCGAUACCAUCAGAUAUAGCUGGAAUCAAAACUGCAAUGACACCGUCUGAGAAUACAGGAACAAAAGUUACGAUCAAUUCGUCAGCGGUCCCUUCUGAAUUGGGGACGUUGGCCGAACUGGACUUAAAAGUGAAUACUGGACUCGAAGGUCGUUGGCGACAUUCGACCAACGAUUGUAUAGCUUGCGUUCGAACUCGGCCUCCCUCCUCAUAUGAGCUACGAGAAGCAUUUUUCGCCGCUAUGGAAAGUCCCGGAGGAGGUGGGAACACAACAGAGCACCGAAGUGGAGCUGGCAGUCCAGUCAACGAAGUUAUGUCAUCGCCGCAGGCUGAAGUGUUGCAUCACGUGCACUUUAUGUCAAAUCCUAUACAUUUAAGACAGGCUCGUUCCACUCUGAUUUCACUGAAGCAACGCUAUCCUGAAGUGUUCCGCAGUCCGUGCGUGUACUCGGACGUGUGCGCUUUACUAGCGCGGGACACGUACAUGUUGUGCGCCCGCCGUUUCCUACAGGAACUUUUCCUAGACGUUAGCUUCGACUGUUUCAUGAACGAACCCGCCAAAGUACUGUCUCGACAUGGCACUGUACUAUCACCGACACCUAUAUAA
This is a messenger RNA of Parnassius apollo (apollo), 5724 nucleotides long. NCBI's taxonomy places the organism in Eukaryota, Metazoa, Arthropoda, Insecta, Lepidoptera, Papilionidae. The record is from the annotation of a GenBank genome assembly.